AUGGCUGGAGGAGAUGAGUCGUCGCGCUGGGUGUGCCGCCCUGGGAUGGGCCUGGCGGUGGCGGCGCUGCUGUGCUGCUUGGCCGGCACGGCGAGGGGGGACUUCGAAGCCGACCAGAAGGAGUGCUCCGAAUACCUCAGUGGGCUCUUUACUUGCCUGGACUAUGUGGAGGGCACCUCCAGGGCGCCGCCGCCGGACUGCUGCUCGGGGCUGAACCACGUCGUCAGCAAGAAACCCCGUUGCCUCUGCAUCCUCAUCAAGGACCGCAACGAUCCCCAGUUGACGUUCAAGGUCAACGUCACCCGCGCCAGAUCCCUCCCCGGCGUCUGCAAGAGCCCCAUCGAUAUCUUCCAGUGCAUUGGUAACGCCCAUUGCCUCUCCCAUGGUCCCCUCUCUCUUCCCUCACUGACCCAUCUCCGCGCUGUGUUCCAGACCUCCUGAAGCUGGAUCCCAACUCCAAGGAGGCCCAGAUCUUCAAGCAGCCGGUCUCCCCGUCUAGUAACACCACAGGUAACGUGACAACGAUAUCCCCCCUCGCUAUUUCUUCCUUCAUAUACUUAGCUCUCUCUCUCUCUCUCUCUCUCUCUCUCUCUCUCUCUACUGCCGUGCUUCAGUGAUAACGCCUCCGGGCAGCACCAGCAACGGUAGCGUGUCCGCCGACCCGCCCACCGGUGGUGUCGGGGCUGAACGUCAGCCAGAGGGUGGUCUCUGGGCGUCCUGUGCGCUGGUUCUCUCCCUCUUGAUCUUCGGUGGCUAG
Spirodela intermedia is the source of this 757-nucleotide messenger RNA. The record is from the annotation of a GenBank genome assembly. NCBI's taxonomy places the organism in Eukaryota, Viridiplantae, Streptophyta, Magnoliopsida, Alismatales, Araceae.